Chironomus riparius is the source of this 2791-nucleotide messenger RNA. The record is from the annotation of a GenBank genome assembly. NCBI's taxonomy places the organism in Eukaryota, Metazoa, Arthropoda, Insecta, Diptera, Chironomidae.
CCAAAAUUUAUUCUUUGUUUAUUUUUUUACUCUAAACUUUUUAAAUGUUUUUAAUAAAAUUCAAAUGUUUUGCAAUCUUUAUACCAGUGUAAGUUAACAAUUUAAGACAUACGCAAUGUUAAAACGAUCAGGAAGUGAGCAAUCAAAUCCAAGUAAACGGGUAAAAGCUGACAAUGACAUGCCACCACCAAGUUUUGUUCCUCGACAGCCAUCAACAUCCAGAAAUAUCAACAGUACUCAAAAACUGUCAGCACCACUGUCAUCUAACAAUAAUAUAAAAAUAAAACUCCAAACAUCCAUAAAGGAACUGAAAUCUAAUCAUAAUGGUUACUUUAGUGACGAUGAAGAAGAAGACGAGGAACUUUGGUUCAGAGCAUCCCAAAUUGAGGAACGUGAAAUGAUGUCACAUCCGAAAAACCCAGUAGACACGACAGAAAUAUCAUAUUCAGAAUUUCAUGAUGCAGAAGGAUUAACAAGCACACAAAAUGAUGGAUUUGCAGUUCCAAUGAGUCAAAUGGAUGUUGCAUCAUCGCAAAAAAUUCGUGUCCUUCAGAAUAAAUGCACGGCACUCGAAAAGCAACUAAAAAGAAAUUUGCCUAAUAUUGCUAAGGCACAAGCAGUUGCGACACAAGCAAAUUGUCAAAUAAAUGAUCUAAGGAACAAAAUUAAAAAGCUACAAGCUGAAAAUGAGGAACUAAGGAAGGACAAACUCAGUGAUGCUGACAGAGUCAAUGAAGCAACAACAACAAUAAGAGGUGAAAAUAAUUGUUUGAGAAACCAAGUUAUCGAAUUGAACAAGAAAGUGCGGGAAUCACAUUUUGAGAGGAGUAUUAUGGACAAAAGUCCGUUAGAUCCAGCAGAAGUGGAAAUGAUAAGGCUUACUGAAAUGAUUUUCGAUGUGAAUAAGACGAGUCAUUUUCGACAAUUGAUGUCACAAGCAACAGCUUACAAAUUUUUAAAAUUUGAUUUAGGAAAUGUGAAUUCAAAGUUUCACAGUCAAUUGAUCACAUUACAGAUGACAAUUGCAGAUCUUCAAGGGAAUUUUUUAAAAAAUGAAAAAAAUUCACUACAAAAAUUUAAUAAUUCAAGAUUUGAAGAUAAAACUAAAUUCAACAAUUUUAAAAUGUUUAACCAAAUUGUUAAGAUUUUCUAUAAAAUUUCCGAUGACAUAAAAUCUUGCGGAUUAAGACACUUGGAUGAGCAUUUUGUGAGAAAGGAAUUUGCAUUUAAACAGACUCAAUAUUGUUCAGAUCAGUAUUAUGGUGAUAAAAAAAAUGCUAAGAAAAUUAAUAAGGUUGAAAAACUUUUAGGAUUUAUUGACAUAAAGAAUCCAUUGACAAAAAGUGAUGAAAUAUUUUUUGAUGAAAUUCGAAUUGAUCAUCGUAGAUUAAUUGGAAUCAUUUCACAAAUAUUGAAUCAAUCUAUUGUUUUAAGUGAAAUGAUGUUGACCCAGAAUAUAUCCACAAAUCCUGCUGAAUACAAAACUGGAAUUGACUUAAUUUGUGACAUUAUUGAUCCUCACAUCCUUCAGUCUAGAUUCCUUUAUAAAAAUUCUGGAAUUACCGCAGCAUUUGCAGAUCUCAUCAAAAAUCUUUCAAUUCAUUACAGACAUUUUAAGUCUGACUAUAAAAACAUCAAUAGAAAUUUUGGAAAACUCUUUAGUCACCUGCUUGCAAUGUCUACAAAUAAUCCACAAAUUCUACUUAAUUUCUCAGAAUUUUUAAUAAAUAUUUUAAGUAACAACAAUGGAGCUGAAAUACUCAAAGAAUUAUGCAAAGAUUUUCCAUCAUUUAAUAUCGAGUAUUCAAGCAUGUUUAAAAUUUAUCAAAUUCCAAGAAGUGGAUGUAUGCUGCAAAUUUUCUUUAUUCUUCUUACAACUGCAUUUCGUUUUAUUGAAAAUGUUGCAGAACAUAAUUUAGAUGUCCUGUUUGAUCUGACAAUCAACUUUAAUACAAUAGUUUUCUUAAUCAUUGCAAAUGGAUGUGAAGUGGAAUUUUUAAAAUCAUCAUCAAUUGAUUCUAGUGAUAUUAAAAAUCAUUGCAAAUGCUACAUGUUUCUUGUUAUUGCAUUAAUUAUUUUAAAUAAUCAGGCUCUAAAACAUAGGAAUGUAGAUAAUAUUAAAUACUACUCUAAAGUAUCAUGCAUUACAAAGUCAGCAGUUGUAACGCUUGUUGCACUUCUGUCAUAUACUGGACAUACAAUUGACUAUAGAAGCUUUACAUUUGGAUAUAAUGCAAUUAAUGAACUUUAUACAUGGAUAACAUUUGGUGACAUUUAUGUAAUAAAUUCUGAACGAUUUUACAAUUGCAAAACAUUGUUCCUGACGCAGGACAGUCAUGAAAAAUUUAUUGAAAGAAUUAUAACAAGUACAAGCAAUGACUAUUCAUAUUCAUUUAUAACGUGUGACUCAAAUCCUGAAGAAAAUGAAGAAGCUGAAGAUGGUUCAAAUGAGGCAAAAACUGAUUUAUGGAAUGAAAUUACUAAUGACUUUAAAGCUGAUGAAAGUGAUAUUUCAAGAAUCAGUUUUCCAAGAUAGUGUAGAACUAAACUCCAAGGCAUGAACUCAUGUCCAAUGCACAAAUUUCAUCCGGAACAAUGCUGAAUUCAAACAAUCAACAUCGAUUGUCAUUUAAUUCGUAAAUGCAAUAUACUUUUUAACUGCACAAGUAUUGAUUAAUUCAUUGAUGACUAUAAAUUGUGCAAAAUUAAAUGAGAAAUGUAUUAUGUCAUAGAAUAACACAGGGAAUAAAUAAAAAAAAAUUGUUGAUAUAUUAAGAAUUUAUAAGAGCAA